UGCCUGCGUUCAUGUGGUGUGACGUCACGGCGCUUAUUGGGUGCCAUCAAUUCUUUAGCAGCUGUGCGCGAUAAAAGUGACAUACGCGGAAAAAAAACAGCAACAUGAGCAGGGUUUUAUUGGAUUCAUAGCUCAGAAAUUAAGUUUAUAGUGAGCAGUUUUGCUCCGGGUUUUUAACUGCGCUGUAUAACAGAGACAUGGCCCAUGCCAAGAGCCUGCGUCGCGUUUGUUAAUGUUGCGGUUUGGGAGUUUGUCUUAGCAGAAAACUGCUUUUUUUUUUUUUAGAGGUGUAGCGCUCAAAGAGCACGUAGAUACCUGUGUGUGUAUUUAUGUGUGUGUGAGUGUGUGGGGAAGAAAGCCUGAGAGAAUAACAAGCAGCCAUGAUAACGUCAACUCCUGAGACUUCAGCCGGCCGCCCUUCGCGCUCCGGGAGACGGAGCGCCGCCACCGCCGCCGCCGCGGCCCCCGGAGCCUCUCCGUCCUCGGUGAGUCCGACGCGCCUGAGCCGCCUGCAGGAGAAGGAGGACCUGCGACAGCUCAAUGACCGCCUCGCCAACUACAUCGAGCGUGUGCGCCAGCUCGAGAAUGAGAAAUCUUCCAUGCGGCUCCUUCUGGAGGAGAAAGAGGAAACCUCGACCCGGGAGCUGAAGAAUGUGCGCCUGCUGUAUGAAACGGAGCUGGCCGACGCUAGAAAAACUCUGGAUAACACAGCCAAUGAGAGAGCCAGGCUUCAGAUAGAGUACAGCCAACUGUGUGAAGACCACCGCAAGCUAGUGGCCAGGAAUAACAAGAAAGAGGCUGAGCUGGCCAACGCAGUGGAGCGCUGGAGGAAUCUCGAAGCUGCCCUGAACUCCAAAGAGGCAGACUAUGCUAAUUUACUAGCAACUAACCGUAGACUGGAAAAUGAAGUUGCAGACCUCAGAGCACAAGUGGAUAAUCUGGAUGCAGCCUUGCAGAACGCCAAAGCUCAGGUUAAUUCAGAGAUGCUUCGUCGAGUCGACGCAGAGAACCAGAUGCAGACCCUCCACGAGCAGAUGGAAUUUCAGAAGCAGCUCAAUGAACAGGAAGUGCGGGAGAUGCGGAGUCGGUACGAGAGCCGUCUGGUGGAGGUGGAUUCAGGAAGGCAGAAGGAGUUUGAGAGCAAGUUAGCAGAUGCCAUGCAGCAGCUACGACAAGAGCACGAAUCCCAGAUCCUGCAGUAUAAAGAGGACCUGGAGCGCACCUUUAAUGCUAAGUUGGAAAAUGCCAAGCAGGUGGCCUUGAAGAACAGUGAUUAUGCCACCUCUACCAGAGAAGAGCUGGAAGGAACCAGAAUAAAAGUGGAGUCCCAGUCCAAGCAGAUAAACAGCCUGCAGAAACAGAACCGUGAGCUGGAGGCACGAGUGCAGGACUUGGAGCGAGCUCUGGACCGCGAGAGGCAGCUCAGCCAACAGCGGCUCUCCCAGAAGGAGCAGGAGAUGGCUGACAUGAGGCAGCAGAUGCAGGCACAGCUGGAGGAGUACCAGAGUCUGCUGGACAUCAAACUCAUGCUGGACAUGGAAAUCAACGCCUACAGGAAGAUGCUGGAGGGAGAGGAGCAACGACUCAAUCUUUCCCCGAGUCCCUCUCAGCACGCGCCCAUCUCCCGCACACAUGUCCACGCCACACGCAAAGCCUGGGGAAAGAAACGGAAACACGAGGGCGGGACAGGUCUCUCUCCGAGUUACAAAGUGUCCCAGCACUCUUCUGCUCGUGGCUGUGUGUCCAUUGAUGAGGUGGACCUCGACGGAAACUUCGUAAGGCUCAAGAACAACUCUGACAUGGAUCAGCCAAUAGGAGGCUGGACAGUGAGAAGAAGUCAACCAGGAGGACCUGACAUCAUCUUUAAGAUCCCUUCAUCCUACGUUCUGGCUGCUGGACAAACGCUGACGAUCUGGUCUGCAGGUGCUCGAGUGGAGCAGAAACCUCCUACUGAUCUGGUGCUGAGGAGCCCAAAGACGUGGGGAGCUGUGAGUGAUGUCCGGGUGUCUCUUCUCAAUCUGUACAGUGAAGAGACAGCAGAGCGCUGCGUGGUUCGUCUGCAGGGUCGAGCAGAUGGAGAUUCUGAAGAGGAUCUGGACGAAGAGAGCAGCGUUGGGUCCGAGAUUCACCUCCGCCGCCAGGCCAAAAGAAAGAAAAAGAAAUGUUGUGCUCUUUCCUGACCUGUCCCAGCACAGUAGGGUUAUGCGCCAAGUCAGGAGGCCAGCUGUGCAGUAAUGUAACUGCCAUGUACCCAGAUGUCUACACUGGAGCGUGAUGUAGACAUACCACCCCAAAUCUUUUACACAAAGUCUUUCAUAUAUGUAACCACCAUGCCCUGAAAUAGUUUCUCAGAGCAAAAUGUGUAUUUCUUAUUCCAGGGCCCAUGUGUAAGACCCGAGAAGGGCCGCAAAGCCCUCGUCUCAUUCACGUGAUCACAUUCAAUGAUAUGAUAUACAGGGCUAAGAUUAAAUCAAGACCAGCAAUAGUAGUCUAUACAUUUUCUUCCCUGGUCUUUCCAAGGUCUGUUCCUCCCUGUUUAUUGUGCCUUGGCUUGCCAUAUUAUCCUCUGUUUUGCACUUGCUAUACUUGCACAUUACAUGUUAAGCUAAUGGAAUGGUUUGUACAAGUAGCCAGAUGUGGUGAAAAGUUCCUGAGGACUAACAUGGUAGACAGCUGUUGAACAUGUAGCAUUACUGGAAUUUUGUUUUGAGAAAUAAACUUUUCCUUAGAUUUGUAUGUAAAUUACUGUGACCCUGUAUAUUUUGUCACAUGUUUAUUGGAUAUUAAUUUAUUUUUCUCUCAUAAUUUAAUCAGCUGACAGAAAACCAUGAUCAGAAUGUGUCAGAAUGAGCUUUUUGCAUAUACGUAAUCUGUUUUCCUGACAUUUGAAGCGGAACAUGCCUGAACACCUAACCAUCUAUAGACCUCAACUGUCAUUGUUGCCUAUUUGUUUAUUUCCCUUAAUAAUACACUUUUAUACAUAGAAAUUUAAUAAAGAAUAUGCCGUGA
Messenger RNA from Pangasianodon hypophthalmus (striped catfish), 3009 nucleotides. It is a transcript of the gene lmnl3, whose product is annotated as lamin L3. The record is from RefSeq and is a predicted model, not a curated record. Bases 381 to 2180 code for a protein of 599 amino acids. NCBI's taxonomy places the organism in Eukaryota, Metazoa, Chordata, Actinopteri, Siluriformes, Pangasiidae. The transcript has 12 exons.